CCGACACUACACUGGUUUGGUAUUCUUAAAGCUCUUCCACGAGUGUGGUGUGGGACUACUCCACACUGAAAUCCCACAAAAUAUUGGAAUAAUUUUGUAGCUGGAUACCCCUGCCCACAAUCAUCCCCACAUUGAUAAAAAAACAUUGUAAUUAGAGAAAAUAAAGCAUAAAUGGCACGUACACUUUGUAAUGAGAUAAGAAAAGCGACCUAGAUAAAAAAAUCAAAGAGUUUUAAUAGUUUUUACACGCCGCAAUUACAUGUUUACAAGAGUUUAGCUCUACCGCACGGAGUACUGGAACACCACAACAGCGGGCCGCCUGAACCCCUUUGCUCACCUACCUCAUAACCUCAUCAGGUAAGGAUAUAUUAUGUAUUUUAUAUGGGAAUUAUUUUUGUUUCUUAAUAAUAUAAAAAUCAGAUAUGAGAACCUAGGGUGUAAAUUCACUUAUACUGUAUAUAUGGUACCUGCCAGAUAACCGACCAAAGAAGUAUACAUUUUCUUAUUUCGCUCUGUAUAAACAGACAUAAAUAGGUAAGAAAUAGGCCGUACUUCUAAAUCAGUGAUAAAUCCACAGUUUAAUCAGUGUUACUUGCAACCCAGUGCAACAUAACAGACCCACCGUAACUGUCACACUCACUGCAUUUGUCUCUCCAUUUACUAGCUGGUUAAUUGUUACGUUCUUGCAAUUCUGUAUCUAAAUGGUCAUUUUUACUUUAACCCAACCAGCGAUUUUCUGAUGUGCUUUACGAUUACGUGAUACACGUAGUUUUGUAGCUUUUUUCUGUCACAAAUGUGUACUUUUCAAUUUGUGGCUACUACUAUCUCAAACUAUCUUGGGCAACCUGUUGGAAAUCGGGUUUCUUUAGCGAGAAACAUCAAAUCAAUUCCUAAUACUGAUAUAAAAGCUAAGGCAUACAAACCUAACAACUUUAUUAACCUAGUUUAGCUAACCUAACCUAACCUAACUUGAACUGACUUACCCUAAUGAAGUAAUGGCACUUUAGUAAAAAGGAUUUUAACCCGAACCUAACCAAUCUAAUCUAACCUAACAACUUUACCCUAAUUACACUAAAAGAUGGAAGGAUAAAAUUUACUCUGUAGGUAGCCUGUAGUGGAAAUUCACGGUCAUGGAUUUUCUCUAUGUAUAGUGGAUACAACCACAAAAGUAGUGAAUUGAUGGGGGUUCAUUAUUGGUAAAGCUGGUCUGGUUUGCAGAAUGCUGCUCCACCCAUAAACCCAAAUUUUUAUCUAACCUAUGCUAAAUAACCUAACCCUCCUUUUUUUACUUGCAGAGAGCAAAAAACCCUAGCCUAAGCUUACCAUACCUCACCUCACCCCAAAUAAAACCACCAACUUUUAAAAAUAUGUUUCCAUAUCUACGGGCUCAAGACUGAGUGCAUCAGCAUGCUCCAAGAAGGAUUUUGAGAGACCGUAUGGACCCCUUUCAUUGCCACACUGAAGAAGACUGUCUGACUGUCUUGAGAUAUCUCAACCUGCUGUGUCUCGAUGCAUCAGUCGUGUAUCUAAAGCAGUUGGAAUGCUUGGCCAUCAAAUCAUCAAGAUGCCAGCACCUAAUGAAACCCUGCAGGUGAUGGAGCACUUUGAAAACAUUGCUGACAUGCCUGGAAUCAUAGGUUGUAUAGAUUGCACACAUAUCCAGAUAACUAAACCUCCAGGAGAUCGUUCAGAGACAUUCCGGAACAGGAAAGGAAAGUUCUCUAUAAAUGUGCAGGCAGUUUGUGGACCACAAUUACAGUUUUUCAAUAUAGUAGCAAAAUGGCCCGGUAGUGCACAUGACAGCAACAUCUUUAAUAGAAGUCGUUUGUGUGCGGAGAUGGAGGAAGGAAUACACAGAGGUAUAUUGCUAAGUGAUGCAGGCUAUGCUUGCAGAAAUUUUUUGUUCACACCUCUCAGAAACCCACAGAGUGUUGAGGAGCGCAGGUACAACACAGCUCAGGUCAAAACCAGAAAUUGUAUAGAGAGAGCUUUUGGUGUUUUGAAGAGGCGUUUUGCUUGUCUUGGUAAAACUUUGUGCAUCAGUCUGGACAACACCUUAGCAGUCAUUGUUGUAGCAGCUGUGCUACACAACAUAGCCAUUCAAGAAAAUAUUCCCCUGCCAGAUGAACCUGAAAUGGAUCAAAACCAUGAUCAUGAGGCAGAAAAUUACCCUGAAAUGCAGGCUCAGGUAAAUGGUAAUGUUGCAAGGCAGCGAUACAUAAGAGAAUAUUUUUAACACUGUUCUCGUGAUCAAAUGAUGUAAUGUACAAGUGCACAAAAUGGAAAUGAAUGUACUGUCCUUCAGUAACUACACUGGUUUGAUUUAUAAAAAAACUUUGAUUGAUAAAAUAUUUAUUAAAUCCUUUAUGAGUAACACAACAAAUGAAUUAAUCACUAUAAAAUAAAUAAAUAAAUAUUUCCAUAAAUUCUUUGAAGAUCUGUUUGUCCUUAAUUCUAACCACAGCCAACAUGACAUAGCAGACAAUGAAUGUUCAGGUACCAUUUUUUUUUUUUAA
This is a messenger RNA of Portunus trituberculatus (swimming crab), 2516 nucleotides long. RefSeq names its product putative nuclease HARBI1. The record is from RefSeq and is a predicted model, not a curated record. The transcript has 2 exons. Lineage: Eukaryota; Metazoa; Arthropoda; Malacostraca; Decapoda; Portunidae. The coding region runs from base 1541 to 2236 and encodes 231 amino acids.